Messenger RNA from Scaptodrosophila lebanonensis, 718 nucleotides. RefSeq lists its product as uncharacterized. NCBI's taxonomy places the organism in Eukaryota, Metazoa, Arthropoda, Insecta, Diptera, Drosophilidae. The transcript is spliced from 3 exons. The coding region runs from base 23 to 553 and encodes 176 amino acids. The record is from RefSeq and is a predicted model, not a curated record.
ACGCGCCAGCCGCCUCAACAAAAUGUACAAGCUACACUCGGUGCUUUGGGUAUGCCUGUGCCUGGCUAGCUGCCUGGGCUUUGGCCAGUUCCAUAUGAAGCACUAUCAGCUGCAACGAAACUAUAAUACUCCCGAUGAUUCCGGCGAGGAUGACAAUAGCGUAUUACGCACCUAUCGUCGCUGCAUGUGGGAGCAGUCGAAGUUUUUGCCACGUCGCCUCGUCCUGCUUAGCCUGUGCUCGAAUCUGUUCUGUGAGAACAACCAAAUCAUGCCGCGUUCCAGGUCUAUUUUCGUAGUGGAAAAAAUGUCUAGACCGAAUGACUGCCUGGACAUCUUGCCCGAGCAGUGCGAACAAGGCGAUGAGGAGGAGCUGAUGUACAAGCCUUUUCCCGACUGUUGUCCGGUCUACUGCAAUCUGAAGCGCCGCAUGCAACGUCUGCGCACCAUGCACUUCCGGCAUCGCAUGCUGCGCAACAUGCAGCAACAGCAGAAGGGCAGCGAUGAGAGUGUGGGCAGCGCUCUGCUGAGUGAAUUUGGCAUCAACCACUACUAGACGUAGGCGUUAUGUUAAGCCUUAUUUUUUUUUGUUCCAUGUUAUGUUUUAUGUACAAGUACUAUAAGUCAUAUUUUUUAUGGUAUACGAGUGCUCGUAUGUGUCCGGAAUGUAAAGUUUUUCAAGGCGAGAAUUAUAUUCGAACUUAUUGUUUGAGGCAGCAUA